Puccinia triticina is the source of this 1542-nucleotide messenger RNA. RefSeq lists its product as uncharacterized. The coding region runs from base 1 to 1542 and encodes 513 amino acids. NCBI's taxonomy places the organism in Eukaryota, Fungi, Basidiomycota, Pucciniomycetes, Pucciniales, Pucciniaceae. The record is from RefSeq and is a predicted model, not a curated record. The transcript has 2 exons.
AUGGAUCAAUUCAGAAGCCAAAUUCCCCCAGUCAGAAAGCUUUUGUUGGAUCGGGCUCCGCUCGACGCCGAUGAGUUCUUAAAAUCUUCAAAGGAUCGAUUUCUCCAAUUAUGUCAAAAGAUUGAUGAAUCGGUGGAAGAGGGCCACUUGAUAUAUUUUGAUGAUGGCGAAGCCGAUGAUCAAUGGCAAAGUAUGCUCGGAGCUUUAAAUGGAAUUGUCCCUGAGAUGAUCGUCUCACGAGGUGGAUACGCUUAUGUUCGAAAUGAACUCACUAGGAGGUUGUGGGACCUCUUGCUCCAGGUGGCUGGUAGUGGUAAACCUAAACCGAUAUUCUCGCCUAUUCACGGCGCCACGAAGCUAGAAGAACUUGUCACGUUUGACAAGAAAGAAGGGGAAGGGGAAAUCCUAGGGCUUAGCGCCGCAGAUUUAGCCAAGCAUAGAGCAUCAAGCUUCGACGCCACAAAGCUCGCGAGAGCAAUUGAAACUACCAAAAAGGAAUUGCGGAAUCGACUUAAAAACAACAAGUUUACUACCAUCGUUGUGAAAUGCGCCCCUACUGGAUUAGCUAAGCUGAUCGAAGAGGCCAACGCUACAGACAAAGUUGCUAUCAUUUGGACUGGCUUUAUGCAUUACGACAAGGAAAACGAACUGUUCAGCCCCAAAUUCAACGUCUUCAGAGAUCCUGAAGCCUCGAUGGCCUUACUAAAUCUCAAUGUGCCAAUAAUCCUCCCGACUCCACGACUUCGCAAUUCUGAAUUGACAGCCAUCAGGGCUAUCGACGUGGCACGCGUUCUCACAAACCCUUCGUUUGACCUUGUACCCGACCAAGGUUUCGCAAGACUUCAUGAGCUAAUUGAACCAAAAGGCCUUAUUGCGAAGUCGCUUACCCAAAAUCAAGAUAAAUUCCGCGAGUCCAGGAUUAAUACGUACCUUGAGAGUAAGGAUGGCCUUCGGCUUGAGAAAUUGAAAGCGCAAAAAGCGAAGGGGCGACUCGGGCAGAAAGAGCAACAGGACUUACAAGACAUUGAAAAAAAAUUCGCAAAGGAUCAAGGACGAAUAUGGUUCGAAGCAGAAGAAAAAAUAAGGAAAGAGAAGCUGGCAGGAAGUAUUAUUCCCCAAGACACCGCGCCCUUAAGAGACUUCUGCCCGAUAGAUCAUUAUGCGCACAUCAUCCUCAAGAAGUUUUUCGCAGAAAAAAGUGUCAAGGAAGUGCUAACCGCCCGUAUCAAGUUGUUCAAAGAAGGUGAUGUCUAUAAGCUCUCAGUUGCCGCGUCCUCGGGAUCCAACUUGUACCUUCCGACUGCCAUCGACUCUAGAUAUCUGAGAGAUGAUAUAGAAGACAGUAUCGCUUGGUUGCUCGAAGGUGAACCGCUGAUCAGAGAGAAGUACCUCGAAAUUCCGCCCGUCGUCAACACAGCAUUAAGAGAGGAUGACGAGGGCGAAAAGUUGAAAGCGGAAAAGGCUCGGAAUCAACAAGCGAUAUCGACGCUCUCUCCGAGGAUACUGGGAUGCGGCGGCGACGAAAAAGAAGGCGUCAACUAA